Molecule: messenger RNA, 2404 nt
Organism: Rattus norvegicus (Norway rat)
Lineage: Eukaryota; Metazoa; Chordata; Mammalia; Rodentia; Muridae
Source: RefSeq
UGGGGACGUGGCGCCGCCGGCAGCCGGGCCUCCUUCCGGCUGUGUUGGAAGCCACGGGGGACCGCUGAGGACCAGGCCGGGCUGUGCAGAGGGACGAGCGGGCCUCAGGAUCCCGCUGCUGGCUUAGGAGAUGCCUGGGACUAGGAGGCCACCCUCUCAGAGCAAAAGGAAACGGAGGUGACAGACGUCCAGAUCACUGAAGGGAACCCAUGGCUAGGAUCAGUUUUUCCUACCUCUGCCCAGCCUCCUGGUACUUCACUGUACCCACAGUGAGCCCAUUUCUCCGUCAGCGGGUGGCAUUCUUGGGACUUUUCUUUAUUCCCUGUCUCCUUUUACUUCUCUUAAUCAUGGAUUUACGACAUUGGACCACUUCGUUACCACGAGAUAGGCAGUAUGAGAGGUAUCUGGCCCGGGUAGGAGACCUCGAAGCCACCAACACAGAAGACCCAAAUCUGAGUUAUGGACUGGUCGUGGACUGUGGCAGCAGCGGCUCCCGGAUUUUUGUUUACUUCUGGCCCAGGCAUAAUGGGAACCCCCAUGAUUUGCUGGACAUCAAGCAGAUGAGAGACCGAAACAGCCAGCCCGUGGUUAAGAAAAUAAAGCCAGGGAUCUCCGCAAUGGCAGACACUCCAGAACACGCUAGCGAUUACCUUCGACCUCUGCUGAGCUUCGCUGCCGCUCAUGUGCCCGUGAAGAAGCACAGGGAGACACCUCUUUACAUCCUCUGCACGGCGGGCAUGCGGCUGCUCCCCGAGAGGAGUUUAUGCAUGGAUUGGAAUCAACUUUGUUCUGGGAAGAUUUGACCAUGAAGAUGGUAUUUUGCCUUGUAUGGAAGUUCAGUUGGGAAUGCCAGUACUGGUGAAGGAAGAUCACUGUUGGGGGGAAGAAGCUGCCAAGAUCCUGCUGGCUGAGUUCAACCUGGGCUGUGAUGUGCAGCACACGGAGCAUGUGUACAGGGUUUAUGUCACUACCUUUCUGGGUUUUGGGGGCAACUUUGCCCGGCAGCGCUAUGAAGAUCUGGUGCUGAAUGAAACGCUUAACAAAAACAGAUUGCUGGGCCAGAGGACAGGCCUGAGUCCUGACAAUCCCUUUCUGGACCCCUGCCUGCCCGUGGGACUCACGGAUGUGGUGGAGAGGAACAGCCAGGUCCUUCACUUCCGAGGGAAGGGAGACUGGGCCACUUGUCGGACGAUGCUAAGCCCCCUGCUAGCCCGCUCCAACACCAGCCAGGCCUCACUGAACGGCAUUUACCAGUCACCAAUCGACUUCAACAACAGCGAGUUCUAUGGCUUCUCGGAGUUUUUCUACUGCACAGAGGAUGUACUGCGCAUCGGAGGCCGCUACCAUGGACCGACAUUUGCCAAGGCUGCUCAGGAUUACUGUGGCAUGACUUGGUCGGUGCUAGCCCAGAGAUUCAAGAAUGGCCUCUUUUCUUCACAUGCAGAUGAGCAUCGACUCAAGUAUCAGUGUUUUAAGUCAGCUUGGAUGUAUGAAGUCCUUCACGAGGGGUUCCACUUCCCCUACGACUACCCAAACCUGCAGACAGCGCAGCUGGUGUACGACCGAGAGGUGCAGUGGACGCUGGGCGCAAUUCUGUAUAAAACCCGAUUCCUGCCACUCAGGGACCUCCGGCAGGGAGGAGUCCGGCAAGCCCACGGCAGCUGGUUCCGCCUUUCUUUUGUCUACAACCACUAUCUCUUCUUUGCUUGUACGCUGGUGGUGCUUCUGGCCAUCGUCUUGUACCUUCUGCGCAUCCACAGAAUUCACCGCAGACAAACCCGAGCCUCGGCUCCACUGGACCUGCUGUGGAUCGAGCAAGUGGUGCCGAUGAUUGGGGUGCAGGUGGGGCCGUGAGGCUGGAGCGGAAGUGGAGAAACUCCAGUUCCUUCGGAUUGCUGCUGCUGCUGCUGCUGCUUACUGAAUCCCUCCACUUUCUCGAACUGGCCUCCGAUGCUGCUUUGGCCUGUGAAUUUCUACUUUUUCACUUUAAUUUCUUUUUGGUGCCCAGGACGGGACCUCUUCUCAGAAGCCACAAUUUAACUCCGAGGAGCUAAAUGUUGAGAGGCCGGUGCUAAGCUUAGCCCAAAUGAAGCAUGCUUCUCCUUUAUCUCAGAAAUCUGAUCCGUUUCUGGGACGUAGCAUUUUUUUUCCCCCUUGCUGAAGCAAGUUUUUGAUUGGGCAACCGGAGGCAUGAUUGAAACCAACUUGGAUUGACUGCUACAAAGCCAGAGGCAUUCCAGCAAGUGCAGUUGCCCGUUUUCUCUGUAACAGAGAGAUCCUUAUGUGGAGAUCCACAGCCUUGAGUAAGGACCCAAGAUCUCUGAGGUUCAGCGGACCAGAUUUCAAGGCAACCAAAACGAUACAGCUUCCUUGCUUACUUGACAAGCCAUUGGCGGGUGUGCUC